Antrostomus carolinensis (chuck-will's-widow) is the source of this 2148-nucleotide messenger RNA. RefSeq names its product von Willebrand factor A domain containing 5B1 (gene VWA5B1). The record is from RefSeq and is a predicted model, not a curated record. NCBI's taxonomy places the organism in Eukaryota, Metazoa, Chordata, Aves, Caprimulgiformes, Caprimulgidae. The annotation marks the transcript as partial. The transcript is spliced from 13 exons.
AUGCCAGGGCUGAUUAACCAGACCACCCGCUCCCCGCUGCCCCUCUCUGCAUCAGAGGUGACAUCGUGUGUCAGCGGCUAUGCCUUUGGGAUGACAGCCUCGCUCACCUACCGCAACCCAGAAGCCCAGGCUUUUGAAGGUCUCUUUGUCUACCCCUUGGAUGAGUGCACCACCAUCGUGGGGUUUGAAGCAGCCGUGUCCCGACGUGCCGUGACGGUGCAGAUCAAAGACAAAGCCAAGAUAGAUGACACGUAUUUCAACGGCUGCAGGGUCCCUGAUGGAAGAGCUCCUGAUGGAAGUGGUGAGGGGCUCAGGGGUGUUUUAGUGAUCUGGUCAUCUCUCUGUGCAGGAAGGAUCAUGAUGGAUGAAGACUUGGAGAGGAUUGUUUUUGUGGCUAACCUGGGCAUGAUUCCUCCCCUGGAAAGUGUCUCCAUCUUCAUCAGCACCUCCUCUGAGCUGCAGACACUACCCAGUGGGGCUGUGAGGGUCCUUCUGCCAGCUGUGUGUGUCCCCAGGGUCCCCCAGCCCAGCCUAGAGAAUACCAGCAGCCUCUCCAGCCACCAGCUGCGAACAGACAAACACUACUGUGGAUCAGGGAGCCUGGAGCAAGGGAGCAGGUUCUGGCUGGCUCAGCUGCUGGAGAGCGAGGCCACCAACCCCGUCGAGUACGACUUCAGCUUCCAUCUGGAGAUCCGAGGGCCGUGCUUGCUGGCAGGUGUUGAGAGCCCUACACAUGAGAUCCGAGCAGACGCCGACCCCUCCGCUCGCUCCGCCAAGAGCAUCAUGAUCACACUGGCCAAUAAACACACCUUUGACAGACCCGUGGAGAUCCUGAUCCAUCCAAGUGAGCCCCACAUGCCUCACAUCUUAAUGGAAGAAGGUGAUAUGACGCCUGCAGAGUACGAACGACACCUGAAGGGGAAGAAUGAUUUCAUUAAAGGCACUAAGAAGGACCCCAGUGCUGAGAAAAAGACACAAAUCAUCAGGAAACGGCUGAACAAGGACAUCCCUCACCACCCUGUCAUCAUGCUUAACUUCUGCCCUGACUUGAGGACCAUCCAGCCAGACCUCCGGAAAGCCCAAGGAGAGUUUAUCUUCCUCGUAGACCGCAGCAGAAGCAUGAGCGGCGUGAACAUCAACCGUGUCAAGGACGCUCUGUUGGUCAUUCUUAAGAGCCUGAUGCCAGCAUGUCUCUUCAACGUCAUUGGGUUUGGAUCCACCUUCAAGACCCUCUUUCCUGCCAGUCAGAUUUACUGCGAGGAGAGCCUGGCCAUCGCUUGCGAGAGCAUCAAGAAAAUCCGAGCUGAUAUGGGUGGCACCAAUAUUUUAUCGCCUUUGAAGUGGGUCAUUCGUCAGCCCAUCCACAGGGGCCAUCCCCGACUGCUCUUUCUGCUGACGGAUGGGGCCAUCAGCAACACGGGGAAGGUCCUGGAGCUGCUGCGAAACCACUCCUGUUCCACCAGGUGCUACAGCUUCGGCAUCGGGCCAAACGCCUGCAGGAGGCUGGUUCGGGGGCUGGCUGCCGUGUCCAGGGGCAUCGCCGAGUUCGUGGCGGAGGGAGAGAGGCUGCAGCCCAAGAUGAUCAAGUCGCUGAAGAAGGCGAUGGCACCGGUCCUGAGUGAUGUGUCUGUGGAGUGGGUCUUUCCCGAGAGCACCGAGGUCUUGGUUUCCCCCGUCAGCACCAGUUGCCUCUUCCCUGGUGACCGUCUGGUUGGCUACAGCAUCGUCUGUGACACCUCCCUGUACAUCUCCAACCCCAGAUCUGACAAGAGGCGACGGUACAGCAUGAUGCGGUCCCAGGAGUCGGGCAGCUCUGUUUUCUUUCACUCCCAGGAGGAGGGAGCAAGCGGGGAGAGCUGGAACCACUCCAGAGACUCAGAGGGCUUCUGCCUCACCGAGCGUGCUCCCGAUCAGCUGGUGGUGGGCAGAGAUCCCAGGGGAGAGUCGGACACAGACACUGGCAUGGACCUGAAGGCUUCCUCCAGGAGACGGGCUUACAGCACCACCCAAAUCGCUGACCACGAACCUUGUAAGAAGGUGCCCACGGCCAGUGAUCCUGGCACAACCCUGGUGAAAAACCCCCUUCGGAAAACUCACCUGCAGGACCUGCAGCAGGUCAGCCCCGAGCCCUGGCAGGUGGAUUUCCAG